This is a messenger RNA of Perkinsus marinus ATCC 50983, 1020 nucleotides long. RefSeq lists its product as hypothetical. The transcript has 8 exons. Bases 1 to 1020 code for a protein of 339 amino acids. NCBI's taxonomy places the organism in Eukaryota, Perkinsozoa, Perkinsida, Perkinsidae. The record is from RefSeq and is a predicted model, not a curated record.
AUGUUGAAUAUUAAAUCCACGUCGCGACCGGUUGACAUCGCAGUCUUCGGAGCGACUGGCUUCACAGGUUCUCUGUACGCUAUCCCUAAUCUCGAUGAUGAGGAAUCGCUGCAUAAUAUCGUGGCGCGCGCCAAAGUCGUCAUCUCUGCUGCUGGACCCUUCAUGGCUAUAGGAACGCCCCUCGUCCGUGCUUGCAUCGCUUGUGGCACUCACUACUGUGAUAUCACUGGAGAAACUCCCUGGGUCGCUCGAGAUCUCCUUCCCCUUCACGAGAAAGCGAAAAUGAACAAAACGUUCAUCGUCAACUUUUGUGGAUUCGACUCCCAGCCGGCCGACCUCCUCGUUGGUUUCGCUGAGAAAAUCCUGAAGGCUCCAUUGUUGAGCGCUGAAGCAUUCGUGUCGAUGCGAGGGACGUUCAGUGGGGGGACACUCCAGUCGGGAAUUGCUAUGGCCGGCGUUCCUGAGGCAUCCGAUCUCUACAGCCUUGUUGAGACGGGUAGAGGAAGCGUUGAGGAAAUGCAAGAUUUGGCAAGUGAGCAAGAUGGAGAAAUUGGUAACACUGGAUUUGGUGUCUCCAGAAUGGAUCUGCGUCCUAAUCUAACAAGCAGCACGUUUCAGUCGGCUACCUUUGCUUGUCGAUCGGCGAAGUUGGACUCGGGGUUGGUCUUGGCGGAUGGUGACCAUGCUGGUGAUGACAACGAAUUUGACGCUGAUUUUCUGGCCUUUCGCCGAACUCUGCUGAAGACCAUCAAGAAUUUCCUCGAUACGGGGGAGGUCGGCUCUACCAGUAGCAUGAUAAUAGAACUGAAGGAUCGUCUUAGAGACAUCGAGCGUGAUGGAGCUUGUCAUCGCUGGAAUAAGCCUAUCAAGAAUCCUGAAACUACACAAGCGGAGAUCGCCGCGAUGGCCGUUCGUCAGGCCAAGCGACGUGUGCAAGAAGUACGUCGACGUAGACUCAUCCAUAGCACUGGAGAGGGAGGGGGCAGUCCUCAGGCUCUGGUCGCCAUCACUGGUCAGUGA